Molecule: messenger RNA, 1533 nt
Organism: Ostreobium quekettii
Lineage: Eukaryota; Viridiplantae; Chlorophyta; Ulvophyceae; Bryopsidales; Ostreobiaceae
Source: the annotation of a GenBank genome assembly
AUGGGCCCCCCCGAUGGCGAGCCCACGGCUGAGCAGGAGGCGGAAAGGAAGCGGAGCGCUCGACUGAAGACAUCCGCGCGGCGAAUCGGAGUGGUGUCGGACUCGGUGCGGAUGUGUGCAAAGCCUUUACCACCGUCCAAAAUGUUGCUGAAGUCAGGUUCCAAAGACAUCGUGAAGAAGGGCUCCGCAAGGAAGAAUCGGUACAUGGUGGUCUUCAAUGGGCUGCUGGCACCUAUGGCAGGUGGAAAGUUGGGAACUCUCUCGCAGCUGGACUCGCAGAAUCCUGUGAUGUACUUUGACUUUCCAGAGGGGCGUCUGAAGUGCUUUGGCACAAUGGUACACACCAAGGACAGGUACAUGGUCCUGAAGUUCGGCGCUCGAGACAGCGUUUUGUGUGAGGACACAUUUGAGAGCAUGAUCAUUUUCUCUGAAUCCCAUUGGGUUGGCCGAAAGGAGGACAACCCUGAGGAGAAGGCACUGCCAUUCCCAGAGGUCGUGCAGAAAAGAACCAUUCAUAAGGAGUUCUCAUUCAAGACUGGUGCUGGGAGCUAUGGUGAUGAGAACGGGGGAACAGGGACUCAGGCCUCCAUGAAGGACAGCCAGCGCACAUCACAAUCUGCAGGCAAGCAGGGUAGGAGAAAGUAUGUCGAAACAGAUGAGUCGUCUUCUCCCUCAUCCUCGUUUGGAGACGAAGAGGACACCAGUGAUGGCGAUGCAGAUAUGGAGAAAAGGACAACUGUCAGUGACAGGCCAACCAAGAAGAAAGCGUCAGCUCCAAGGAGACGCGCAGCUAGGAGAACGCUGUCUUCGGGCUACGAAUCAUCGGACGACGAAGUGCCACUUCGACGGAGCCUCGCAAAACGUCCCAGAACGGCCGAGGCAAAAAGGAAAGGAAGCCCUUCUUCCUCAAUGGACAGCGACUUGGGCGCCAUUGAUGGCCAUGAGCCAGUCGUGGACCUCACAACGCCCCCCAAGCGCAACCCCGGUCGGGCUGCAGGCCUGGCGGCGAGCCGCAAACUUCAAGAACAAGUCCAAGUGGAGAACGAGGAGAGCAGGUCUCAGGGGGAGGAGGACAGCGAACCUGAAGCCGGGGGAAGUGUUGGGGACGAGAGCAGCGACGAGCCGGUGGUGCAGCGGAGGAAAAGCGCCAACGGGCCAUCUCAAGGCGGCGAGAAAGCUCGCGGCAGGAGAGGCGGGGCCGGGAAGCAGCAGCCGGGGCGGAAGCGCGGCCAACAGAAGAGAAUCGUGGAUCUGUUGGAGGACAGCGGAGACAAAGGCGAAGACGAAGACGACGACAACGACGAAGACGAACCCGCUGAGGAGGUGGUGGCCACCCAGUCGAACCCCGCGAAGCGCAACCCGGGGAGGGCGGCAAGCACAGCAGCGAAAAGGAAACUGGAGCAGAUCGCAAGCCAAAGGGAAGAAGCACGCGCGAGCGAUGGGGACGGAUCGGAAUCCGACGGUGAGAGCGAAGAGGAGGGGGGGGGUGACGACGAUGGAGACGAUUCUGACUACCAGGACGAAGAUGAAUGA